Messenger RNA from Stegodyphus dumicola, 6456 nucleotides. It is a transcript of the gene Bgb, whose product is annotated as core-binding factor subunit big brother. Gene Ontology annotation, biological process: regulation of transcription by RNA polymerase II. The record is from RefSeq and is a predicted model, not a curated record. Gene Ontology annotation, cellular component: core-binding factor complex; nucleus. NCBI's taxonomy places the organism in Eukaryota, Metazoa, Arthropoda, Arachnida, Araneae, Eresidae. Gene Ontology annotation, molecular function: transcription coactivator activity; sequence-specific DNA binding.
AAUAACCGCGACGUGACCCUUUUCUGUAGAGAUUUCGCUGCAAACGCUCAGUCGUAGCUCAGCUGAGAGUUGAAAAUCUGACUGAAAAAUAAAAUAAAAAGGUUAAUAAAAAAGAAAAAAAAAAAAAAAGAUUAGCUAUGACGAAACAAAACAAAAAUAAAAUAGACCGGUUCUGUUAUUUGCCACCGCCGGUGGUAACGCCUUCUAGGAAAUCGCAUCAUCUGUGACGUCACCUUCGGAAAAACGUCACCUCCCACAUUUUCCGAAGCAGAUUCGCCGAAGUGACGUAUUAGGAAAUCCUCGGUUUCCGGCGGCCGUGAGUGGUGAGUCAGUGAAUUGCCUGUGUCCAAUGAGAGUGCCGGAAGUACUCUGCCCGGCAGAAUGCAACUUCUCGCUGUUUAAUUGAGAAAACUCUGGUCAGUUGAGGAAAAAGUUUCGCGGCGGAAAGCUCACGUAGAUAAGAGGACUUCGAGUGCUUCUUCCACUUUUUUUUCAAGUUGUUGCCAUUCAUACAGUAGUAAUCAUGCUGCCGUUUGAGACGACAAACAUCUUCGAACAACUACCCAGGUUUGUUUUUAAGAUGCCUAGGGUGGUGCCGGACCAAGAAAGUAAAUUCCAGUCCGACGAACUCUUUAGAAGGCUAUGCAGGGAAAGUGAGGUCCGUUAUACAGGCUUCAGAGAUCGGCCAUUAGAAGAACGCCAAAUGCGGUUCCAAAAUGCCUGCCGAGAAGGACAUACAGAAGUCGCUUUCAUUGCAACGGGAACCAAUUUGCAACUCGUUUUCAGUCCUUGUGCCAACGGUUACAGCGAAGGUUGUGAUUUCAACAAAGAACAAGGAAAGGUUCAUAUCAAGUCAUGUUUCAUCAUGAAUGGAGUUUGCGUAAGGUGGAGGGGCUGGCUCGACCUUGAGAGGCUCGACGGUGUAGGCUGCUUGGAAUACGACGAAGAAAGGGCACAGAUCGAAGACACUUUGCUUCGAGAACAGAUCGAGAGGUACAACCAGCGUCUGCGAGAUUUCGAAGAAAAGCAAAGGGUGUUCCGAGCACAGCACGAGAGGCACGUCGAAGCAGAAGUGGAGGUAAGAACCUCAAGGCUCGGAAAAAACAGAGUGAGUUAAGCCCGGAUCGUGCCGGAUCUGCCAGCAACUGAAUUCCUUUGUUUCAUGCAUUCACCUCAUCUUUCCGGUGUUCAAGAUAUUGUUAUUUUCCAAAUGACUUUUGAAAGUGCCGGAGCUCAACACUACAAGCCAUUGGUUGUAGUUGAGCCUGUCUUCUUUUACCAAGGCAGAGAAUUACUGUAGUUCUGGAAAGGUGCCUCUUUGCGUUUCAUUUGCUGGCAGAUAACUAACUGCUGACAGGCACCUUUAAGAAACCAAACCGUAUGUGAUUUGGAAUGGGCAUUUUUCGUGUGUAAUUUAUUUCCAUCUUCAGAUGCAUCCAUUUCUUGUUGGGUUCAAGGUCCUUAGACGUGAAUCAUGCAAUGUCUCAAUUUCGACGGUUAUGUCCCGUUUCAGACUUUCCCAUUUGAGGCUUUCUUAAAAAUCGUGCCGUUUCAGACCGGAGUGCCCAAAAGCGAUUCCCAUUUCAGCCUUUUCAUCCAGGAUUAAUGCAAAAUCCGGAAAGCGCGAUAGGAGAUCACGUGACUGUAAUGUAUAUAUAAAGUGAUGUCAUGAUGUUUCUUCUCUCUUUAAUUUUUAAACGCUGCAAACAUAAAACAUUAAUGACAUCUGUGAUUAUACGUAUUAUAGAUGCUUUUAAAAUUUGGAUGCGAUAUAGUAUUUUGCUGAGAAAUAAUUCUAAGCCUUGAAAAUUAGAAUAAAAACUAAAUUAAACUCAAUGGAGUAACAGCCCUAGUGGGUCGUGGGUGCUCCGAUAUCUGAUAAGGGAGACGAACAAACGAUCCGGAUUUCAUAAGCUGGAACGUAAAUAAUAGAAGUAAGGUGCAGGAGUGAACGCCCUGACCAAGUGAUCAGCUUGUCGCAGGAGCCGGUGUUUAGUCUCCAAGAUAACUUGCGACUCAUUUUAUCGACUCACUCAAAGGAAUCAACCUAGCUGAGUCCGGGGAUUGAACCUCGAACCUGUGGUGCUGGUGCGCAACGAGCUAGCCGUUGAGCCACCGGGCCUUGAAAAUUAAAAUAUGGAAAGUAAAAAAAUCACAUCUAAGCAGAAAAGGGAAAACUUUUGAGGACCUGGCUAGCAUUAAAUCUGGGAAAAAAUAAAUAUAAUGUUUUAAAAAAGUCAUUAAAUUCUCGAGCGGUAUUGCUACUAUCAUAGCUUUGAAUAAAGCAGUUUUAUUAUUUUAUAAACUUUUGAAAAUGAGAUUUUGAUUGUGGAAAAUAAUGUUAAACCCUAUAAAAGGGAAAUGCAUUUUUACGAUCGUCUGCCUAACAGAAGUAAGGCAAUGAAGCGAAUUAUUAGUUUUUUAAUUUUUUUUAAUUUGAUUUGUUUUGGUUUCCUUAAAAUACGUCUUCUUUAUGCGCCUAAAUUCCUCUCAUCAACUGUAAUGAAAGAUUAAAAAUACAAAGGCUGAAAUGGUGUGAUAUAUGUUGCCACUAUCAGAAAGCCUAAACAGUCAAGUCCGAAACUGGAUAUCAUGUUUUCUGGAGCCCCAUUUAAUGUCGACGUUUUUUAAAGACUCUAACUGUUUACCUUGAGACUUUAAGACUGUUAUCUUGUAAACUACUUGGGGAUUGGAAGAAAUUUAAGUGCAUAUGUUUAUUGUUGAAAUACAACCUAGAUGAAUCUUUUGAGAUUUUUCACUAUUUUUAUUUUUAUUACAACGUUUGAAGCUGGCGAAUUCUGAGUUGUAAGGAAAUUACUUUUCUCUUGACAUUUUAUUAUAUAUUCAUGAUUGUCCUCAUGCUUAUGUAUACCUAAAGAUAUCACGUGACAUUGCACUUAACAUGAUCGUUAAGCUGUCCUAUUCUUCACAUUAAAUACUCCAAUGAUCACUUUUAUAUGAUGGUGUGUUUCAGGUAUGCUAAUGCAGCAGAAGAUAAAAUCGAUAUUCUAAUCACAUAGCAUCAUCCUAAAGCAUAUUGAUUAAGGUUAUUACAUUUGUUUAUUCGUAACUGCAACCUGCCGUCACUGUAAUUUGUGAUGUGUUUCCUCGUGUUAUUUUCCCCAAUUUUUUAGUGAAUUUUAUCGUCCGUAAAUAGAGGAGAAUUAUGAGAGUAAUUUAAUUUGCUGAGAAACACGGUUACAGCAAGAACGUAACAAAUGAAAAGUAAACUACAUGGAUAAACUACGUUUAACUAUUAUGAUAUAAUUUAUUUAAAAAUAUAUAUAUUCCAGUAAGAAUACAUUAAAAUUAGCCAAUAAGAAUACAUUAGCAGUACAGUAUAGAGGUAUGCUGGGCAGCUAUCCGAUGUUAAUUGGGCUGUCUAUCUCAAUUACCUUUUAAAGCCUUAGUAGUAACCUCACAUAACCUCUGUUCCCAAGAAAGACAUCCCAGGAAGGGAGACGAGCAAAUGACCCGGAUUUCUUAAGCUCGAUCACGUCAGCAAUAGAUAAGUCUGUAAUGAGCUGGAAAGUAAAUAAUAGAAGUAAGGUGAGCCCACAUAUUUGGAUUGUUUCUGAAAUGGGAGAACACGCUGCACGUCCGAAUAGUUUAACAAACGAAGAAUCUGCACAGAACACAUUUUAAAUAAUAAAUGCAAAGCAAAAUAAAAUGGAUGAGUUCCUAAUACAAAAAUGCAAUUACAAAUGGAAAUAAAAGUAAUUAAGGGUUAUUAAAUUUACCAAUAAAGUAGCUCUGAAUAAACUAUGUACAAUAGAGGAAAGGGUGAAUUAUGCGAAUUGUUUUAAAAUUUACGGAAUGCAGUGCUAAAAAGCUAGGAGUGAAUACACGAGGAAAUAGCAGUAGUUAAUUGUCGACAGGAAAGUCGUAAGCAUCUUUUAACUUCCUUCGUUUUAUAUUUAUUUUUGAUCUUACAUAUAUAGAGCAAUGUUUCCUUGAUUUGAUUUAUUCUUUUAAAUUGUGAAUACACGCAAUUUCUUUUAGAAGAAGUUAUGCUGUUAAUGUUUUUAAUUCAUACUUUUGAAUGAUAACAAAACUGAAGGAAGCAAUGGUAACAAUUUCUGAUCGAAUAUUUGUGAAAUUACAUUGUCUAUUUCUGUUUAAGAAUAUUUACUAUUUAAUCAAGAGAUAUUUAUUCUGAAAUUAAUGAUUAAUGUAAGCAAAAAUGUAUUAUAUUGCAAAAAAUUAUUAUGUUAUUUAUUUGAACCUAGCGUGUUUACAUAAUUCAUAGCAUUGUUUUGAUGAAGAUUAUUUUCAACUAAGAUUUUUAAUUGAAAAAAAAUUCAUACUAUUUUCUUGCAAUAUAAAGAUAUAAUUUUAAAGUUUUUAUGACAUUCGUCUAUUUUAUUGCAUUGUUUUGAUAGAGGUUGUUCUCAAUGCCUUUUUUAUGCAAUGCACUCUCGAUUGUCGACGUGGUAUACGAGUCGACCAAUCAGAGCGAAAGCUCAAAACUGUAGACGCAUUCACGCAUGCGCAAAUUUAGCUCUCUAAUUGGCUACCCCUUUGUCUCUCAGGUGUGAACGCAUUUUAUGCCUUUAUGACAUUUAUACCACCGUCGAAACAGAGUCUUAGGCUGUGUUCAGACGGCGGCGUAAAAGGCAUAGAAGCGUAGUAUAAGACAUGGGAAUUCCGUUCAAACUUGCGAGAACGGGGUUUAAGCCGUGGCCAAUGAGAGAAGCUAAAUUUGCGCAUGCGUGGAUGUGUCUACAACUUUCCCGCGCUGUUCUCCUGCUCGAUUGAUGUCUCGCGUUCGCUUUGCUAGCUUUGUGACAGCGAAAUCUUCUGUAGAACGCCGCUUCGUUUUAGCUUCGCUCUGAUUGGUCGACACUUAUCCCAAACUCGGCGUAAAGUUGAAAACUUUGAACCCUAUGCCAAGAGCCCAAACCAGAUUUUGUGACGUAGCACAGACUGGUUGCCUUGGCAACGGAGCUCGGCUUUAACCACUUAUGCCCUUUACGCCCUCGUCUGAACGCAGCUUUAGGCUUCGCUCAGACGGUAGUGUAAAUGGGAUAACUGGUUUAAGCUAAGCUCCGUUGCUAGGUAAUCCGACCUUGCCAGAAAAACUGGUUUAGGGGUUUUGGCAUAAAGUUCGAAGUUUUCAACCUUAUUUCAAUUUUGUAUAAGAGUAGUGCAACCACAGCGAAAGCUGUAGACACAUCCACGCAUGCGCAAGUUUAGCUUCUCUAAUUGGUUACGCCUUAGACCCAGUCUCGCAGGUGUGAACGAAAUUCCCGUAUUUCAUGCCUUCUGACUAUCUUUCUAUGACAUUUAUACCACCGUCUAAAGCAUGUCUUAAAACCCUCAGAAAUGCGUCUUUAGGUUUAGCUUCAACUAUUACCUCGCACAAUUAGUUCUACAUGUUUAAGGCAUAGUUUCCGUUGAUCAUUAAGUAUAUUCGUGCAUAUUUUUUUAUUCUUUCAAAAGCUGAUUUAAACUUUGAAAACUCAAUUAAUAAUAAAACCCGUUACAAUCGUUUUACAUGUCACAAGAACAGAGGAAGCAGAGAGUGAUAUUGAAAAUACAAGCGAAGACGAUAUUGGAUAAUUACAUUUAGUUCCGACACAGCAAUGACUUCUACUGAUACUCUGUCGGCCAAAAGCUGUUCGAAUAGUGAUAGAAUAUCACUUUGAAAUAUCCACAGUGAAAUUUGACAGAUAUUUAAAUGUUCUAAAAAAAAAGUAAAAUUUCCGCUUUUUUUAAGAUAUAAAUAACACAACAUGAAAUGGAUAAAAUAUACAAACAAAACUGAUGAUUUGGAUUAUCCGCAUUUUUCAGUUAUCUGUGCUGUCUGGCGUUAACCAGGUUUUGAUAAUUGCCCGUUUUUCUAAUUUUGUAUUUCCUUAAUUUUACCUUCAAUAUUUAACAAUAUUUGAUAAGGAUAUCUUUCUGCUUAGCAUUCCUUGAAGAAAUCCACUGGACAAUUAAAAUUCUUCGCCAUUUUAUUGCAAGGAGAAUUUUAUUUACAGCUAUUCACAAUUCAUUUGCUUACAGAAGAACAUUCUUCAUUUUUUUAUCGUUGCCACUACAUCUCAAUCAAAAAAUCCGCAAAGCGGUAACAAAACAAGAAACAUAAGAUAAAAAGUGUGUCUUUUCGUGGCCAGCCAACAUAAAACUGUAGCAUCUGACUAAACGAGAGUGCAUUGUAAUUGAAUUAUCGAAGCAGAUGAUAUAAUUUCAAUAUUUCUAUUACAUUUUUCUAUUUUAUUUCCUAAAAAUUUUCAAUUAAUAUGUGGUACUUCUUUUGCAAUUUUUAAUGGUUUAAGUUGUCAUAGUAUACAUCAUAAGCAUGAAGUCACCAUUUUUAUUGAUAGAUUCUCUUAGAAUAUAUACUACUUGUAAUAUAAAGAUAGUAUUUAUUCCAAUGGUCUCAAACUGCCUGCGGGUCGUAUGCAUGAUAUGAAAAGAGCUGACGUAUGCAUGAUAUGAAAAAAAGCAGAA